Molecule: messenger RNA, 732 nt
Organism: Maudiozyma saulgeensis
Lineage: Eukaryota; Fungi; Ascomycota; Saccharomycetes; Saccharomycetales; Saccharomycetaceae
Source: the annotation of a GenBank genome assembly
AUGAAUUCGACUAAUGAAAACCCAAUUAAGCCAAGUUGCAGAUCUUUACUUCUGAAUGUUUUAUCUUUAGCCGUUGGAUGUUGGGGCUUAUCUCAUGCUACUACCUUAGUACUUCCCCCUUCAUUAAGGGAUGCUGGUCAUAAGCAAUUUUUGACAAACAUUUCUGUUGUUGCGACUUUAAUUAGUAAUGUCUGUAACAUUUCCAAUUAUUUUAUUCAAAGGAUUAAUUUAAAUAUUAAUUUGUUAAAAUUUUCCAAUUUUAUUAGUAGACAUAUUGUUUUACCAAUUGCAUUGGUUUUAGAAACUGUUGUUCCACUUGUAUAUUGGCCUUUGAGAUUAUUUGCAAUGAAACUUAUUAUGCAAGGUGUUUCAAGUGGUAAAUCACCAAUUCCGAUUUCUGUGGAUUUGGCAAUUCAUUUCUUCCCAUGUGUUUUCUUAUUAUGUGAUCAUUAUUUGUCUGGAACAGGUAAGAAAUUUAUUAUUUCAAAUAGAAAGGCUUGGUUCUUAGUUACUGCAUUAGGUUCGGGAUAUUAUAAGUAUUUAGCAUUGUUAAUCGAUCCAUCUAUCGGCCAAAAAUAUCCGUAUCCUUUCCUAGAUGUCGCUGAACCAUAUAAAUCUAUCAUUUUUGUUUGUAUCACAUCUUUGGCUUGGAGUUUUUAUGUAUCUUAUCAAAAGUUUCCUCCAUGCACCAAGUCUAAUAAUGAAUCUAAAAAAAUCAAGAAGCAAAUUUAA